ACAGGGGAAGACAGGGGAAAGGGAAGACAGGGGAAGACAGGGGAAGACAGGGAAGGGAAGAGAAGAGAGAAGAUUUUGUGAGCUGAGGAGGAGACCCGACGUGUAUGUUGGUCACUUGCAGUUGUUGCUGAGACUCACUCAGACGGACCAUGUGGUUUUUGCCAAGGAGAAACUGUCGCCUCUCCUCUCAGCAGCAGGACCAUGGUGCCCACAUACCCAGCGCCAUCUUCAGCCUCAGCAUCACCACGUCUUUCUGGAUCGUAACUUCUUCCUGGUGCUUGGUGGCCGUCCAAAGCCAGUCCUACCACCCCACUGUGAACACGCAGUAUGGGAAACUCCGAGGGGUGAGAGUGCCCCUACCCAGUGAGAUACUGGGACCGGUGGACCAGUAUUUGGGGGUCCCGUAUGCAGCCUCCCCAGUGGGGGAGAAACGCUUCCUGCCCCCCGAGCCGCCCUCCUCCUGGUCGGGGAUAAAGAACACCACCCACUUUGCCCCCGUUUGCCCCCAGAAUAUUCACAACGCCGUGCCAGAGAUUAUGAUGCCCAUAUGGUUCUCCUUCAGCCUGGAUAUAGUGGCCUCUUACAUACAGGAUCAAAACGAGGACUGUUUGUAUCUAAACAUCUACGUUCCUACGGAGGAUGUCAAAAGAAUAUCCAAGGAAUGUGCCAGGAAACCCAACAAGAAAAUGUGUAGAAAAGGAGGGGCACAAGGCAAAAAACAGGCCGAGGAUUUAUCGGAUAACGAUGGUGACGAAGACGAAGACAUACGAGACACCGGGGCCAAACCGGUGAUGGUGUACAUCCACGGGGGAUCCUACAUGGAGGGGACGGGGAAUAUGAUCGACGGGAGCGUCCUGGCCAGCUACGGGAACGUCAUCGUGAUCACCCUGAACUACCGCGUCGGCGUACUAGGGUUCCUGUCUACAGGAGACCAGGCAGCUAAGGGGAACUACGGCCUACUGGACCAGAUCCAGGCUCUGAGGUGGAUCAGUGAGAACAUUGGAUACUUCGGAGGAGACUCCAACCGUAUCACGGUGUUCGGAUCUGGGAUAGGAGCAUCCUGUGUCAGCCUGCUCACCCUCUCACACCACUCUGAAGGUCUGUUCCACCGUGCCAUCAUCCAGAGUGGCUCUGCCCUGUCCAGCUGGGCGGUCAACUACCAGCCUGUGAAGUACACCCGUCUGCUGUCUGAGAAGGUGGGCUGUAACGUUCUGGAUACCCUGGACAUGGUGGACUGUCUGAGGAAGAAGAGUGCCAGGGAGCUGGUUGAGCAGGACAUCCAGCCAGCACGGUACCAUGUGGCCUUCGGACCGGUUAUAGACGGAGACGUCAUACCUGAUGAUCCAGAGAUCCUCAUGGAGCAGGGAGAGUUCCUGAAUUAUGACAUCAUGCUGGGAAUCAACCAGGGGGAGGGGCUUCGCUUUGUUGACAACGUGGUGGACUCAGAGGACGGCAUCUCCGGCAACGACUUUGACUUCUCAGUGUCGGACUUCGUUGACAGCCUCUACGGUUACCCAGAAGGCAAAGACACUCUGAGGGAGACCAUCAAGUUCAUGUACACAGACUGGGCGGACCGCGAAAACCCAGAGACACGACGCAAGACGCUGGUCGCUCUGUUCACCGACCACCAGUGGGUGGAGCCGUCGGUGGUGACGGCGGACCUCCACGCCCGUUACGGCUCGCCGACGUACUUCUACGCCUUCUACCACCACUGCCAGAGUCUGAUGAAGCCGGCCUGGUCGGACGCAGCCCACGGGGACGAGGUUCCCUACGUGUUCGGGAUCCCCAUGAUCGGACCUACAGACCUGUUCCCCUGUAACUUCUCCAAGAACGACAUCAUGCUCAGCGCUGUGGUGAUGACAUACUGGACCAACUUCGCCAAGACCGGGGACCCCAACAAGCCUGUUCCUCAGGACACUAAGUUCAUCCACACCAAGGCUAACCGCUUCGAGGAGGUAGCCUGGUCUAAGUACAACCCCCAGGAUCAGCUGUACCUCCAUAUCGGCCUGAAGCCCCGCGUCAGGGACCACUACCGAGCCACCAAGGUGGCCUUCUGGAAACACCUGGUUCCCCAUCUGUAUAACCUCCACGACAUGUUCCACUACACCUCUACCACCACCAAGGUCCCCCCGUCCGAGACGACCCAGAAUGCCCUGUCCACCAAGAAGACGUGGCCCUUCAACACCAAGCGGCCCCCCAUGUCCCCGGCCUACAACAACGAGGAUAAUGAGGCGUGGAACGGAGAUGAGGAGACCGGGCCGUUGGUCAUAGAGAACCCCAGGGACUACUCUACAGAGCUCAGCGUCACCAUCGCCGUGGGAGCCUCGCUGCUCUUCCUCAACGUUCUAGCCUUCGCAGCGCUUUACUACCGGAAGGAUAAACGGAGGGAGGCUUCGGCAGGUCACCGGGGUCAACUCAGCCCACAGACCCGCCACGGCCAGGCUACGUCCAACGACAUCGGUCACCACCAGCGUCCCAACGAGGAGGAGAUCAUGUCCCUGCAGAUCAACCAGACGCACCACGAGUGUGAGGCGAUGGGGGUGGGGAACCCGGGGAAUGACGGGGGGCUGCAUCUGGCCUCGCUUCCCGACUACACUCUGACCCUGCGGAGGUCACCGGACGACAUUCCUCUGAUGACCCCCAAUACCAUCACCAUGAUCCCAAACUCUCUGGUGGGGAUGCCCAACCUGCACCCUUACAACACUUUCACAGCCGGGUUCAACUCCACCGGCCUGCCCCACUCCCACUCCACCACCCGGGUAUAGCUUUACGGAGGAGAGGGGGAUGGUGGAGGAGAGGGUGAUGGAGGAGGAGAAGAGGAUUCUGUUUUUAUAAAUAUCACAGGGAAAGGGUUUGGGGGGGGGGAAGAAGGCAGGAAUAAGUGAGUGGGAUUAAAAAGUAAAGAGAUUUAACGAGACUUUUACUACCAAGAAGAGGACGGAGAGUGUCUGAGAGGAGAGGAGAGCUCACUGCUUUCUGUGUGGAUCUCAAGUUGUGCAGAGCUGCCAAAAUCAAAUUGCUAUUCCUCCCUGCCUCGAUGGGAUGGAGCUGAGGAGGGAGGGGUCCUUUGUGUUUUAUUUUCUAAUGAUCAUUUUAAAAGCCUUUUUAAGCAGACUGACAGGGGAAAUGAUCAACACAUUCUUCUUGAAUUCAUAACACCAAGAGAAAAGUGUCUUUGUCUUUCGCGUCUUUGUCUCUCCUGAGGAAGACAGACUUCAAACAAAGGCCUCUACCAGGAAAUCAGCAUCGUUUGAGUCGCUUAUUUUGUUUUGUUUCAAUGCCUUACAAAAGCUUGUCUUGUUUAGAUUUGUUUUAAUCAUUCUUCAUUUCUAUUGUUCCCAGAGACUAUUCCAUGUGGAGUGUGUGAUAUUUUCACUCAAAAGACACAAGUGACUGAAUCAUGAACUGAACUGGUACCAAGAGUAUCAACUCUACUGCAGUGUUGAAGAUGCAGAGAAUGAAAAAGCAUCUUGGUGCAGCUAGCUUCUCUGUUGCGUACCCACACAACAACCACAGCCACACAGAUGGUGGUAUCUUUUUUAAAAUCUCCCAUAGAGAGGAUUCGUCUGGAAUAGACUCUGCCAUCCCAGAUGACACCACAGAAAUAACAACUAUGUUACUGUGAUUGUUUUGUUAAGAAAAGGAGAAAAAAAGUCCAUAUUUUGCAACCAAUUUAUCUGUUAAGCGAUCUGAUCUUAUCUCUCUCCACGAAGUGUGUACUUUUACACACACACUGCUCAGCGCACCUGUGUGUCGGUGUGCAUAUAAACAUGGUUGUGUGUGCGUGUGUGCAUAUGUUUGCACAUGUGUGUGCAAGCGUGUAUGUUUGCACACCAGCGUAUCCGUGCACACACGUGUGUGUGUGUGUGUGUGUGUGUGUGUGGGCUUACACAACUGUUUCUUGUGUUUGUAGGGCGUUGUAUGUGGUGGCAGGAUAGGAGUGGGUGGAGGGUAGGAGUUCUUUCUCAUCUUGUUCAGUCGGUUCUCUGUCACCAGUGUUGUUUACGCUGCAGCUGCGUCUCUGGGUCUUUACUGCCAAAUAGCACUUGUUAUUUUUAUUUAAAAAUAUAUAUGUCUAAUUUUGCUUAAAGUUGACAAAAAAUAAAUCUAUUAUUUUACGUGUAAGAUAGAAGAAAAAAAAUAGCUAAAGAUUCAACUGAACUAACUGACAUGAUUCCAUUGACUUUAUAAGAAAGGGAGAGAAUCUCUUGAAAAGCAGACAGUGACCUGUUUGCACUGAAUAGACUACAUCAGUGUUCUUGUGUUUCUUUAUGUAUAUAUAUAAAUAUGGGCAUACAUACACAUAUGUAUAGGGCUUUUACAGAGAAUUAUCCCUCCCAUGUAACAACUCUACUACUGAACUACUGUUUAGCAGUUCAGAGAGGUAACUACACUAGGUAACUAGUACUACUGUUUAGCAGUACAGAGAGGUAACUACACUAGGUAACUAGUAAUACUGUUUAGCAGUACAGAGAGGUAACUACACUAGGUAACUAGUAAUACUGUUUAGCAGUUCAGAGAGGCAACUACACUAGGUAACUAGUACUACUGUUUAGCAGUUCAGAGAGGUAACUACACUAGGUAACUAGUACUACUGUUUAGCAGUUCAGAGAGGUAACUACACUUGGUAACUAGUACUACUGUUAAUAUCAAACUGAAAGCACCCCCAACAUGUAUGAAGGUCAUCAUGAAGCUGAACAACCGACCGCUCCAGGUGGCUUUGUAUGAGCUCUAUAUGUAUAUUUAUGUAUAAAUAUAUUUCAUAUUUAUUUAUGUAUACCAGACGCAUACAUGCUGAUUGUGCCAUGUGCCAAAUUAAAACCAGAAAAAUGGA
This is a messenger RNA of Oncorhynchus tshawytscha (Chinook salmon), 4834 nucleotides long. Its product is annotated as neuroligin-3-like. Gene Ontology annotation, biological process: presynaptic membrane assembly; postsynaptic membrane assembly; synaptic vesicle endocytosis. NCBI's taxonomy places the organism in Eukaryota, Metazoa, Chordata, Actinopteri, Salmoniformes, Salmonidae. The coding region runs from base 150 to 2765 and encodes 871 amino acids. The transcript has 9 exons. Gene Ontology annotation, molecular function: signaling receptor activity; neurexin family protein binding. Gene Ontology annotation, cellular component: synapse; postsynaptic specialization membrane; cell surface. The record is from RefSeq and is a predicted model, not a curated record.